AUAUCUCUUUCGGAAAAUGGCCGAGUAGUUACGAAUGCAGUGAAAGUUUAAGAAAUGGAUUUCAUUGGCCAGUUCUAAGUUACGUAAUCUUGUUUCCAGCAAAACUUAAAAUCGCGCUCUCCUAAGUCAGUCAAAUAAGCCCACUUCAAAAGAUUCACAUUUUGGAUGAGAGGUAGUAAGUAUGGAAGAGAAGCGACGUCCAAAUCAUUUUCUGGCAAUUCAAGUAACCGACAAAAAGAUAAAACAGAACGUUCGAGAGUUACAGAACGUCAUUUUAGAGAAAGAGAAGCACCUGUCCCACGCGAUGGUCAAGACGGAGAGGCUACAUCUUACCCUGGGGGUGUACCAUCUAGAGGAUCAGGAAAGGGUCGCGCAGGCAGCAGAAGCGUUGGACAGAUUUCACAGUAAACUGAAUAUAUCGGAUUUUACGCCACCAAGUUUGAAUGUUUCUAUGGUGGGGCACUUUAAUCACCAAGUUUUGUUCGCAUCAGUGACAGAGGAUGAGGGAUUAGAUGUUUUCAACAACCUCGUUAAUUAUGUAAAGAAAUCUCUGGAGACUCUGACGGGUAUAAGGAGAAUUGAGCCAACGCAUUAUGAAGAGAAGAAGACUACUUACUUCGGAAAACAGACGGCAGAGAGUAUCCAGCUCUGUUCUAUGACUAAACCAAUGACAGAAUCUGGUUACUACCACACUGACGGGUUUGUAGCCACGGAUGACAGAUACACUCCUCACAUCACAAUCGGAAAGAUGUCCACAAAACUUCGAAAACUGGGUAUAAGGAGAAUUGAGCCAACGCAUUAUGAAGAGAAGAAGACUACUUACUUCGGAAAACAGACGGCAGAGAGUAUCCAGCUCUGUUCUAUGACUAAACCAAUGACAGAAUCUGGUUACUACCACGUAGAACACGAAAUCAGAUUUCUGGUCUCUGACGACUCAGAAGAUCAAUGAUAUCCAUAUUGCUCUUUAAAGACUAAUCCAGUGGAAUUGCAUCUAGCAGAUUUGUUACUGGAUUUUAAGUGUGGAAUUGCUUCUAAUAGGUGUGUUUGAGGGAAAAAAGCAGCAGAAAAAAAUAUUUCAAGGAAUGUUUAGAUCUAUGUCGACUAAUCAGCGGGUUGUAACAAGGCAUUGAAAUAGGAAUGUUAUGUGUGACAAUGAUACUCUAUAUAACACAUUUUUUUUAUUCAUGCAAAUUAUGAACACGAUCGAGAUUCAUCUGAUUGUCAUAAAUUAUAAUGUCUCUAGUAAUUAGUACCUGAGUGAGUAAGACAAAAGUCAAUUAAAAAUUAUUUGUUAAAUGAAAUAUGAAGAUAACGAAAGUAGUCAUGCUCAAAAGAAUGUAUGUUUUUCAAGAUUACACAGGACAUUAUAUAUAUAAUGACUAAAAUGUAUGUUUAAACGAAUUCUAGAUCACUUUUAUGUGUGAUGUUUCAAAACAUGGAUAUCGACAUUGAUAGAUCAAAGCGGAAAUGUUCAGCAUGUCUAAUGAACAUAUGUUUCAACGAAUUCUAGGUAACAUUCAUGUGUAAUUAAAUAGUAUGGGGCUUAGAUAUUGGCCUGGUACCUCAAAGCUUCUGGGUUUGAUUUCCAGCCCGGUCAUGAUUUUUUACUUGUUUCAGUGAUACGUGACGCUAAAUAUUUUCCAUGUUACAAAGAAUAUAAUCUGCUACCUGUUAGGUCGGUUGUUAUAUGCUUUGAUACAAAAAAUAAUUUAAAGUGCCUGGUAUUAUAUUCAAAAUAUCUUGAUUAAUUUUGAUCAU
This is a messenger RNA of Saccostrea cuccullata (small rock oyster), 1758 nucleotides long. RefSeq names its product A-kinase anchor protein 7-like. Gene Ontology annotation, cellular component: cytosol. Gene Ontology annotation, molecular function: protein kinase A regulatory subunit binding. Lineage: Eukaryota; Metazoa; Mollusca; Bivalvia; Ostreida; Ostreidae. The transcript is spliced from 7 exons. The record is from RefSeq and is a predicted model, not a curated record. The coding region runs from base 182 to 949 and encodes 255 amino acids.